GCAGUGACCGAGAUGAACGGCAAGAUGAUGUGUACGAAACCACUUUAUGUGGCGUUGGCGCAACGAAAGGAGGAUCGUAAAGCGCAGUUGGCCUCACAGUACAUGCAGAGACUGGCUUCGAUUCGUAUGCACAAUGCCGGUGCCAUGCCCGGCACCAUGUACACCCCGGGUAACGGCGGCUUCUUCGUCUCGUCAGCACUGCCCAAUCAACGCGCCGCUGCGUUCAUGCCUCAAGCCACUAUCCCGGGUGCGCAAAUGCGUACAGCUUCGGCACCACGUUGGAAUACGAUUGGCGCUGCAGCGGCAGGCUUCGGUGCAGUACAAUCACCGUACAUGAUUCAGAGUGCUGCGGGCGGUGGCUACACCCAAGCGGGUCGUGGACAGCGCACUUCGGCCGGAAACGCUGCAAUCGCAGCACAAGCGGCGGCUCUUCGAGCUCAAGGUCAAUAUCAAACUGGUGGACAAGCGGGUGGUGCCGCAGGACGUGGAGGACCACAGGCACAGAGAAUGGCGGGUGCUGGUGGGGUGCAAGGACAGAGAGCACAACAGCUGGUUAGUCUCUUUGCUUGA
Messenger RNA from Anisakis simplex (herring worm), 570 nucleotides. Lineage: Eukaryota; Metazoa; Nematoda; Chromadorea; Rhabditida; Anisakidae. The record is from the annotation of a GenBank genome assembly.